UGCCCUCUCCCUUCCCCUCCCGCCCUGUCUCCUGCCUUUGGGUUAUGAGCAGCAGAGAGGCGAGAGAGGGAGAGAGACUAGUGGAGCUGGCGAGGUGUGGGAGUGCCUUUAGCUUGAAUGUGAAACGCGUGCGCGCGUACCACCAACCAACCAGCCACCAGUGCCCAAGGUAGAAAUUUCCACAGUCUCUUCUGUGUUCCGUCCCGAGCAUCUAUUCACCGCCUCGUUAAUGCUCCGCGUCUCUCUGCACCUCUCAAGUGCACUUUAAACAACAACAAAAACAACAUCAGCAGCAAUUAUCGCUACCGGAGAGAGCUUUCACUCAAUUUGAUAUAAUUUAAUUGUCUAUAAAUUUCCUCGCAAGCUCACCCUCUCGCGCGUCGCUGACUCAAUCCUUGCGUGGGAGAGGGCAUCGUCUUGCUGCAGGCUAGCCGGCAUUGGGUGUUCGAGCCACUCCCGACUGCCGGACAACUCGGCUCCCAUCGCCAAUCGCACCCGUGGGAAGAAGACACCGCGGCACAUUCAACAAGACCGCUCUGACCGCUCGCGAUGGGUAAGCAAAACAGCAAGCUGGCUCCAGAGGUGCUGGAGGACUUACUGAAGAGCACAGAAUUCAACGAGGCUGAGCUGAAGCAGUGGUACAAGGGCUUCCUCAAGGACUGCCCCAGUGGCAAGCUGAACCUGGAGGAGUUUCAACAGCUCUACGUCAAGUUUUUCCCGUACGGCGACGCGUCCAAGUUCGCCCAGCACGCCUUCCGGACCUUCGACAAGAACAGCGAUGGCACCAUCGACUUCCGGGAGUUCAUCUGCGCGCUGAGCGUCACGUCCCGCGGCAACUUCGAGCAGAAGCUCAACUGGGCCUUCAACAUGUACGACCUGGACGGGGACGGAUACAUCUCACGCGUCGAGAUGCUGGAGAUCAUCGAGGCCAUCUAUAAGAUGGUGGGCACGGUGAUCAUGAUGAAGAUGAACGAGGAUGGACUCACACCCGAGCAGCGCGUCGACAAGAUCUUCAGCAAGAUGGACAAGAACAACGACUGCCUCAUCUCCCUGGAGGAGUUCAAGGAGGCGGCACGCAGCGACCCGUCCAUCGUGCUCCUGCUCCAGUGCGACAUCCAGAAAUAGACAGGGGGGGAGGGGGGGUUUCUUCGUCACCGUCGCCGCCGCUUGACCACAUUUGUACGUUUGGGGGGGGGGCAGUGCGCAGCGGUGGGUGGUGUUGAAAGGAGAGGUGGGUUGGUGUGGCAGAGGGAUUCUGUGUGGGAGGGAGUGAGCGUGGCAUGAGUAAAGUGUUAGCACAAGAAGGGUUUAGGUCUGGGAUUAGGGUUCCAGCGAUUUCUGCAUCGUAAUGGGGUUUUCUGUUUGCCUGUCGAUUGUCAUUUCAAAUGCUUGUUUCAUGACGCAUUAGUGCUAAGCUAAGAAGUCAUUCAUUACCUCGAUCGAUCUGUCAAUCAAUAGCCUUCAUUCACAACCAGGUGACAGCCCCAUCUGAUAUUAAAUUUAUUCUGUAAGCUAUGGUCUAGGAGACUAUGCAAAAGUCCGUUAUAUUAUAUUUUCGUAUUUUCCAUGACACAGGAACACACUGGCCUACUUUUAUGAGUAGUACGAUAGACAUAUGUUUUAAUGUCUGGUAAAAAUGUAACAACUGACAAUGAGAAGAUAUAAACAUCUUUUAUGGCACUCGUAAAAAAUUUAAAAAUUGCAAAAGUAUAAUUAAAAUGUUGAAAAAAAACAUUUUGAUAAUUUAACACUGUCACAAGUUAACAAUUUACUACGAUAAAAAAAACACAUUUGGCUUCCAUUAGCCACAAAAGCUCCAUUAUGCACAUGGCACAACCAUCACAUUAUUAAUGAAGUUUAGAAUGUAUUCUGUAAUUAAACAUUUGAAAACGUUUCUCAUUGAUGAGCACUUAGGAAAUGUUCUAUCAAUUAAAUAUCGACCACACAGAAACGGGGGUUUUAAUUUGGUUCUGGUGCAAUGUUCAAGCACCCACCAAGCGACAGAGGGAGACUAAAUUCUAAUUUAGUUUUGUUCCAGCCACGUGAGACUCGUUGCAGAGACACCAUCGUCGGUGUCUCUGCAACGAGCGUGUCCUCCUUCCACCAUCCUAGAAACGCCCACCGUGACCCCUUUUACACCUCCCCCCCCACCCCCCACCCCGAGUUCAUCGCAUUUCAAUCCCAAGUCCUCUGAAACACCGUCGUGUUAGUUUUUUUUGUUGUCCUUUGAGGGCAAAUCAUCAACUCGCAGUCGCGGUACGGGCGACCGUGUGCCUCGGCCCCUUCCGCAAAGUCGGCAGUGUAAAGUUGCGCGGCGUUCCGUGGCCGAUUGUCGAGGUGAACCCCGAGAUAGAGUCGCGGGAUGUUUAGUCACUUCCACGGUUCGGGCAGCCGCACAGGCAGGCGCAGUCAAAGGCUGCUGGCGCUGUCUCGCGGAAGAUUUUCAAGUCAUUUAUCUGCAAACGCUAGCGUCGCCCCCUGCACACACUCACGGAAAUGUCACCUCUCCCCCCCCACCCCCCCGACUCCCAGCGCUGUCGGUGGUGGGCGGCCUGGUACCGAAUGCAAUGAUUUUGUUCAAUCCGUUUUGUUUAUUCGUCAUUAUAUUUAUUAUCCGCGGCUUUUUAGUCGGUAAUCCUGAACAAUUAGGAGCCCUGAAAAUUAGCCCAGUGUAAGAGUGUAAAGACCGUAUCACCAGACUACCCGGAUUGAGAAGAGUCUCGCAUCAUUAGCCGGCGUGCUAAUGUACGGCUGCAAAUGUUUGUGACUCUGAUUUGGGAUUUUUUUCAUUUCCUUUCAUUGUUUUCCAGCAUAAUUGCUGUGUGAUUCCUUCGACAUUGAGGAAGUAAAGAGCAUUAAACGGCAAUAAAAAAAAAUAUCACGGAGCGCUCGUUAGAAAAAAAAUUGAAAAGCGCCAUCGGCUGUGUGGUUCAUGCGGCUCAUAAUGGCCAUGUCGGAGCAAUGAGCCAGCAAUGCUGAAAUCCUGGGUUCAACUUAACUGGAGGAAUCAUGUUGACUGCUAAGAAAAGAAAGUGGUCUUGGGCGGGAUGCAUUGUGAGAAGGAUUGAUGGUCCGAUGGGUUUAGAGGUCGUACUCAGAUUGUAAAUGCUGUGAGUUUCCUCUCCAACACACCCGGUGUGCUGUACUAGCAAACAAAUUGCCAUGUUUUGUUUACGUGACAAACCUUACUAAUUGGCUGCGUCGGGUGAUGGCGGGUUUAACAACACAUUUAUAUUUAAGCGAUCUAACCCAAAAAAACCCUCUAUUAUGGGUUGAGACUGAUGAUGGAGUGGCAGCCAAAGCUAGGAAGGUGCCCGAGAGGGCGACCACUGUGAACACGUACUGACCAGAUCAGCUCAUGCACAUGCUCCAGAUGGAAAGUUGCAUUGCAACACCGUGACAGAUUGUGAUGACUUGGAUAAUUUACGGCUCAAGAUGAUAAUACUUAAAUGGGCUCUCUCCCAAGUGUAAUUAAUUAAUUGCUUUAACCCGCUCUCCAAAAAUUACCAUCGCUGAACUCGGCUUAGCCCUAGCUCUGGGAUGAUCGGCGCCGCGCGAGCCUCCGCUGAUUGAGGGGGUUCAGAAAAGACAGGUCGUCGCCUCUAGCCAUGACCCCGAUAGCACGACUGGGAUUCAAUCAGUGGCGGAGAGCUAACAUGAGCAGAUAAUUUAAAGUAGCAGAGCAACGGACACAACACCCGAUUAAGAAACCACAAAAGAACGGCAACUCCUUGAAGACGCUGGGGCUGAUGUCGCCAAUUGUUGUGGAGCCGACAGGAGUGGGUUUCACACCGCGCGCGCGCACGCACGGCUUGCUGGCGUGGGCACGCGUAGGAAGCAUGGGCACACACACAUGCGCGCAGCGUUCCGUGUGUCGGCAGAGAGAGGCCCUUCCUUCAGGCUCCCGGAGGCUACGCGUGUGUUCCGCUGGCUGUCCGCCCAGGUCCGGACAGCCCUAAGUCUUGAAGCAGAACGGGCGUGGCUUCCAGCACUGCGGUUUGCCCUGGGCCUUUUACGCGUUUCUUGUCCUCAUGUUCCACGUUGGUCUUCUGCGGCGUUCAUCGUCGGUGGCAGGUGUGCCGAGCUUUCCAGUUAUGAAUACACCUGUAUUUACCUUCCAGGAGAUGUUUUGUUCCAAUUGUUUUUUUUUUACACCGAAAUUGGCUUUAUUUGCGAAGUCGUCGGUGGCCGCACUGAGGCUGUCAGACUCGCUUUGCUCUUAGAGGCUGCUUUAAUCUUGAUGGGAGCCUGUUAUUCUAAUCUAGCGUCUCAGAAGAGCUGACUACGUCCUGUGAUUGAGACCUUCAGUCCUGUAGUGCACCGAGCUCCCUUGUCGAGGGCGUCCAGUCCGCAUCCAUUUGUAUUGCUUAUCAUCGAGUAGUCGAUUUAACACGUAGGCUUUCGCGACCAAUAUCAUCCA
Petromyzon marinus (sea lamprey) is the source of this 4420-nucleotide messenger RNA. Its product is annotated as visinin-like protein 1. Gene Ontology annotation, molecular function: calcium ion binding. NCBI's taxonomy places the organism in Eukaryota, Metazoa, Chordata, Hyperoartia, Petromyzontiformes, Petromyzontidae. The record is from RefSeq and is a predicted model, not a curated record.